GAAGACUGCUGAUGAUUUUAACCUCCAUUCAUUCAUGUUUAGGACUUUUCAUAAAGUCUCACAGUAACAGCUGUAGCUUUAAUAAGUUCAUUAGAAGAAUCAACUUCCUGAUCAGACGCUGGAGUCGACAACAGUCAUGUUCUUGGUAGAAGCUGGAUGUUUGAUUAUGACUUUGAUUCUGAACAUCUCAGGAGUUCAGGGGAAACCAACCAGCAUCUGUGCCUUAAAGGGUUCAUCAGUGACUCUGUCCUGCUCAGGUCAACGUCACACUGCAAACAAGAGAUGGUACAUUGUCUACAUGAGUGGUUCAAAGUAUGUUCCUACUGAGAUCUCUACAGAUGGGAAUCAAGGAAAGUACAGCGUGUCAGAAGAGAGUAACUUCACUCUGACAAUCAAUGAUCUAAAAGAAAAUGAUACAAAAUAUUACUGCUGCACAGAAACUAACAAACUAGACAACUGCAGCCAAAACAUAAUUCACCUCCAUGUUACAGACCUGCAGGUAAAGGUGAUUCCUGCCACAGAGGGACAGACAGUGACACUGAUGUGUAGCACCAGUUGUCCUCGGACUGAAAACCUUGCAGCCUACAUCUGGUACAAGAACAGAGAGUUUCUCUAUGAGGACUGGUCUCCCUGGUACCAAGAGCUGGUCAGCAGUGAGGAAGCAGUCACAUACUCCUGUGCUGUCAAAGGCUACGAGGAUCUCAGAGCCCCUGAAGUCUCAGUGGAUUCAGUCACUCCGACCUGCUUCAGUGUGACCUACGCUAAAGGGAGAAUGUGUUCUUAUCAGCAGACGUCAGUAGAUGAGUCCUGCUCCAUCACAUAUCCCAGAGAAAUCCACGUUCAAAGGAUUCCUCCAGACGUAUCAGGUCAUAUCAGACUGACCUGUAACACCAGCUGUCUUCAUACUGACACUCUGACUUCAUUUAUGUGGUUUAACAACAGAAAAGUAGUCAGAGACAAGGAGAAACAACAGAUUUCAGUUCUCAAAACUGCAACAGAAAGUUUGUCUUGUGCUGUAAAAGGUCUUGAGGAUCUGCGCUCUGCUGACGUCUGCGUAGAGGAGAAGAAAUGUUUGAGAGUGAAUUAUAUCAGCAGAAGUAUCUGUGCUCUGAAAGGAUCCUCUGUGAACAUUUCCAGUGAAUACUCUCAUCCUGACAACCAGCGGUCACAGUAUAAACUUUGGUAUAAAGUAAAGAGAAAUACUGAAGAGGCAGAUCAACAGCUGACUGGAGAGACACAUGAUGUGAAGUUUGAUGACAACAUGAAGAACCAACACAUCCUCACAUUAAACAACCUGACGAAGAAUCACUCAGCAGAAUACAUCUUCACAAUCAAAACAAACUCUAAAAAAGUGUCUGUUUCUCCUGGAGUUUCUCUGGUUGUCACAGAUCUGAAAGUGAAGAUAAGUCCCUCUCCAGUGGUGACAGAGGGUCAGAGAGCCUCACUGACCUGCAGGACCAGCUGUCCUCUACCUGCUAACACAAACUACAUUUGGUACUUCAACAAUCGACCUCUGAACCUGAUACAGGACCAAAGCAAACACCUGCUUCUAGACCCAGUCAGCAGUCAGGAUGCAAGAAACUACUCCUGUGCUGUCACAACCAACAGAGACAUCAACUCAGCUCUAAAGACUCUCACUGUCCAAACUAAACAAACAUCUAAACUGAACCCAGCAGCAGCUGCAGUUUCUACAGUUCUCCUGAUUUUAAUAUCUCUCACCGUCUUCUUGUGGAUUAGAAAAAAAAGAACUUCCAGUCGAUCUCCCGUGAAUGAAACCUUGGACAACUUGGAGCAGAUCAACUGUGGUGAUGACGACUCCUCAGCUCAACCAGCAGAGCAGGAACUUCUCUACAGCACAAUCCACUUCUCAGAGGACAACACAGAUCCUAUCUACUCCCUCGCAAACCCACCUCAGUCCCAAGACCAAGACAUGGUCUCCUACGCUGCUGUCAAAUUUAGGUCUAAUUCAACCUCUGAGCUCAAUGACCAGGCAGAGGAUACCUAGAGACUGUACAACACAGCAAAGGACAACUCAAAGAGACAGACAGACAGACAGAUUUGAACGUCCACCACAUGUUUUAGGAAUUGAAACCAUGAACUUUUUAUACAGGUUUACUCAUUUCCAUGACUGUGUGUGACUCUCUCAGGCUUUUUAUUAUUCUCACAGUCAGAUACUGAGCAAAAAUAUCUUUAUGGUGAAUGCCAACUGAUACUAUAGUACUACGUAUAUCACACAGUGUAUAGGCUACAAGAAAACUGUACUGUACACUGUAGCUAUUAAAGUACAUACAAAACAUGGCAACAGGAAAGUUCACAUUUAAGAAAAUACCACUGGACUUGUUGUCAAAUAGACCAUAGACAUUAAUACGUAGACGCCUCGUUGACUGGGUUGGCCCGCUGAUGUGACGUAAGUGCGUGUCUGCCAUAUUGGAGGAGGCAAAGCUGCGCUGUGAAGUAAUACAAAUAGGAUUUUAAAGCAUAAUGCAUAAUGCCUCAGCUUAUUUAAUUCUCUCACACACACACACACACACACACAAACUAAAGUUGAUGGGAAACAGGUACCAAAAACAAUGUAUUAAAACUUCUUAGUCUAGUACAAUAACUUUAUUGAUCCCACACAUCAAAAAACAGUGUAUGUUACACUUUGAUAAUAUAUGAAUAACAAUGAAUGUAGAUUAAACCCCCUCCACACACAAGAAAAAAACAUAUAAUUUUAAUUUAUUUUUUGGCCAUUUGGAAGCAAUGACAGUUGCUUUCCAACUAUGGAUAUGUUAACUGAGUUGUUAUUAGGGUUGCCACCUUUCAGAAAUGAAAAUAAGGGACACCCACCACGGCUCC
Messenger RNA from Mugil cephalus (flathead mullet), 2838 nucleotides. RefSeq lists its product as uncharacterized. The transcript has 10 exons. Lineage: Eukaryota; Metazoa; Chordata; Actinopteri; Mugiliformes; Mugilidae. The record is from RefSeq and is a predicted model, not a curated record. Bases 137 to 2005 code for a protein of 622 amino acids.